Molecule: messenger RNA, 1182 nt
Organism: Volvox carteri f. nagariensis
Lineage: Eukaryota; Viridiplantae; Chlorophyta; Chlorophyceae; Chlamydomonadales; Volvocaceae
Exons: 10
Coding region: 1-1182 (393 amino acids)
Source: RefSeq, a predicted model, not a curated record
AUGAUCCUGGGCGUACUGGUCUACAGCCGCUUUGUGGGAGUGGGAGGCCUCGUGCCGGGUGCUACACCCAGCGUGGAGAUCAAGGGCGCCCCCGGCGGCGGUCCCUCCCCCCACCCUAUCGCGUUACGCGAUGUCCAAGCCCUCGUGAUGUGGGUGCUCUCCCCCGCGGGCAACCUGGUGGAGUCGCCCAGGUGGGCCUUUGUGAAGAACAAGCCGCUGGUCCAGGGGGUGGUGCUGGUGCUGGCCUCGGGCUUGAGCAGCGCCAUGAUGAAGGAAAAACAGCUGUUGCUCCUACUGUUCAUGUUGGUGUUGAUGCACCUGCUGCCGUUUCUGUCGAACCUGGGUCGACCGGCUGUCGUACACACCUCGCCGCAAGCUAAACCGGCUCACAACACAACGGAGCUCCUAAAAACCAAGUUAAGUCAACGUAACGCCAAGCGAAAGAGAUCCGCGUCGUCCCCCGCCGGUGCCGGCGCCGCCACCGGCGCAGUGGAAGGCACGGAGGACGGGGAAGGGGAGGAGGACAAGGAGGAAGCGACCGCUGGCGGGUCAGCGGCGGCGACGGCGGCGGCGGUUGCUAGCCUUGCGCCGCCAAAAGGUGCCCCGGCGGAACGGCGAGAGAAAGGCGGUCGGGCUCCGCCGCCGCCACCACCGCCGUCGUCGGAUCUUCACCCCGGCAUGAACCGCGGGGUGGCGGUGCUGUGUCGUCCGCUUGUGUUCGUGUCACCUCCACUGAACGCGUCGGGCACGCUGUAUCUGAUUUGUGUGGACACGGACAGCAAUUGCUUCGUGCUCGCCCUGACCCACAUCCACCAUGACGCCUUCCACAUGUCUCAGCUGCUCACCAUCACGCACCCGGACUUGAAACAUGUGGACACCGCCUGGCCACCACCCGCCCAACCCCCCCUGUACCGGCCUCAGCAAAAAGCGCCUUCUCCGCCGCCUCCGCCUCCUCCUCCUGCUGCUACAGCUGCUGCUGCUCCUUGUCCUGAAAUGAAGACGUUAGAAUCGGAGCCGUCAGUGGGGUGUGACCCGGGCUGCAUCAGCGCGGUGCUGGUGGACGGUGUCCCGGUUCAUAGGGCCCCUCAGACACCGCUGUUGAGGGGAGUCAUGAGGGCGGUGUGCUACCGGGGGCACAGGGGCAAGGUCCCCUGGACGGUGUUGGGGGCAACAGCUGACUGA